AGCCAGCGGUACUCAGCCCCUUCUGGAAGGUUCCACUCCAGCCUCUCCUCUGCAGUAGCACCUUUUGUGAUCUGGAGGCAGAAAACAAGGAAGGAUUUGUGGUCUGAGGGCACCCGAGGAGCCGCCAGUGCUGUUGGAAAGGCUGUGACUCAGAGAAGUUUGUGCUGCAGCAGAAACGAGAUAGGCUGCUGUCCCCUUCCUGCUUCCUCUGGAAAACUGUGGAGCCAACCCAAGAGGAAGAAAGAAGAAUGUCCCAAAAACAGCUGAAGGAAGCCUUUAUCAGCAACCUGAAUGGAACUAGUUUGCUGGAAAUUUCCGUGGGCUUGUCCCUGCCUCCCCUGUGCCUGCUCUGCAGAGGGCUCCUCCUGAUUCUGUACCACCUGCACUAUGGAAAACCUGUAAGUUCAAGGAAAUACAGCCUGCUGCUGGACUUCCUGGUGCUGGUAUCUCCUCUGCUCUUCUCCUGCACGGUCUUGUCUCCAGUCCUCUUUUUCGUGCCGGUUGUCCUCGCCGCCUUCUGCGCCGGAAUAUUUUCCAAAAUAUGCAGCCAGAGAAAACAGGAGAGCAGAGUGCCCUUUGGGCAGAUUGUAAAAGAGUUCCAGCAGACGUACCUGGAUCCCGAAUACAUUCCAGCAAUAACCGUGUUCCGUGUCUAUGUCAAUGUGCUGACAACCAUCAGCAUCUUGGCCGUGGAUUUCCCGCAGUAUCCCCGGCGAUACGCCAAAGCCGAGACCUACGGCACGGGAGUUAUGGAUCUGGGGGUCGGAGCCUUCAUCUUUGGCAACGCUCUCGUUUGUCCUGAGGUUCGACAGAAGUCUCAUGUGGCACAGCCCAAGUUUUCCAACCUGGCCAGGCAGCUCUUUUCCGUUUGGCCCUUGGUUUCCCUCGGCGUGGGGCGACUGCUGAGCGUUAAAUCCAUGGAUUACCACGAACACACGUCCGAGUACGGAGUGCACUGGAAUUUCUUCUUCACCUUGGCUUCCGUGAGACUUGCAGCAUCUCUACUUUUAGCCAUAUUUCCUAAAAAUAAGUCUUGGAUCGUGGCUCUGACUCUGGCUGCACUUCAUCAGCUCAUUCUCAACACUACCUCUCUGAAGACGUUUCUCCUGCACGGGAGCAGCGGCAGGGACAGCAGGGUUGGAUUUCUGGAUGCCAACAGGGAGGGGCUGGUCUCUCUCGUUGGGUAUCUGGCCACUUACCUGGCGAGUGUCCAGGUGGGGCUGUGGCUGCUGCAGUGCAGGAGCUCAGUGAAGGGCUGGCUGGGGGCACUGCGGGCCCUGGCCCUGGCAGUCGUGGUGCUGUUCGUGUCCCUCCACGUGUCCCAGGCGCACACGGACCCCGUGUCCCGCCGGAUGGCCAACCUCUCCUUCUGCCUGUGGGUCGUCGCCCACUCCCUGAUGUUAUUUAUCUUCUUUGUAGCCACUGAUCUCACCUUGGUGCUCACAAAGCUGCUGGUGAAGGGCUCCAGCGUGCCCUGCAGCUGGAGCCUUGCGAAGCCCCCUAAUUCCAACAAAAAGCUCGGAACAGCGGGAAGGGAAGAGGAGCUGCCCCAGCCCUGCCUGAUCAGUGCUAUUAACAAAAACCAGCUGCUGUUCUUCUUGCUGGCAAACGUCAUGACCGGUGCUGUGAAUAUCCUGGUAGAUACAAUCCACAGCAAGGCUGCCUUUGCACUAUGCAUAUUGCACUUGUACAUGUUUGUUAACUGUUUAAUUAUGUCUAUAUUGCACGCCAAAAAUAUAGUAUUAAAGUUUUGGUGAUUUCCACUCUGAGUGGAUUAGUUGGA
This is a messenger RNA of Pseudopipra pipra, 1783 nucleotides long. RefSeq names its product phosphatidylinositol glycan anchor biosynthesis class W (gene PIGW). Gene Ontology annotation, cellular component: endoplasmic reticulum; membrane. Gene Ontology annotation, biological process: protein localization to plasma membrane; GPI anchor biosynthetic process. Gene Ontology annotation, molecular function: glucosaminyl-phosphatidylinositol O-acyltransferase activity. The record is from RefSeq and is a predicted model, not a curated record. NCBI's taxonomy places the organism in Eukaryota, Metazoa, Chordata, Aves, Passeriformes, Pipridae. Bases 249 to 1757 code for a protein of 502 amino acids. The transcript is spliced from 3 exons.